Molecule: messenger RNA, 4044 nt
Organism: Entelurus aequoreus (snake pipefish)
Lineage: Eukaryota; Metazoa; Chordata; Actinopteri; Syngnathiformes; Syngnathidae
Gene: pou4f2
Product: POU class 4 homeobox 2
Exons: 2
Coding region: 501-1715 (404 amino acids)
Biological process (GO): regulation of transcription by RNA polymerase II
Molecular function (GO): RNA polymerase II cis-regulatory region sequence-specific DNA binding; DNA-binding transcription factor activity, RNA polymerase II-specific
Source: RefSeq, a predicted model, not a curated record
GGGGGCGGGGAAGAGAGUCAGUCUGCCCCCCCGCCUCAGAGCAUCACCACUUGGGGUCCCAGCAGCAUUCGGCAUCGCAGAGGAGAAUCUAACCUGCAUGCAAGACCACCGCUCGGAAACUUACUCCAACACCAAAAAUCCUAAGAGAACUAAAACGUUCUUUCAAGAUCACACGCUGGACUUUUUUCCUUUUUUUUUUUUUUUUUAAGAGGGGACGGUAUUAUAAAGGUGCUCUUUUGCAUGGCUCAACAUCCUAACUUUUUACUUUUUUUUUAAGAGGGUAUUUUUUUUUUUUUUUUUUUUUUUUUUUUUUGGGGCGGGGGGACGGUUUAACUGAUCGGUACCGGAGACGUUCCUCGUCCUUUGGACCCUGACACAGCUCCCUAAGCUGAGGAGCCACAACAACAAGAAGAAGAAUAAUAAUAAGAAGAAGAGGCGGAGUCGUCGUCAUCCCCAAAAUUUAAAAAAAGGAGCACUCCGGGGCUCCGACGCGCGCAAACAUGAUGAUGAUGUCUCUGAGCAGCAAGCAGCCCUUCGCCGCCAUGGCCCACGCCAGCCUGGCCGAAGCCAAGUACUCCUCGCUGCACUCCUCGGCCUCCUCCUCCGCCUCGUCCACCAUGACCUCCUCCGUCUCCUCCUCGUCGUCCACGCCGUCCUCCUGCUCGUCUUCCCGCCACAGCGGCAGCAGCAUCAUCAGCACCAGCAGCUCGGAGGCGAUGAGGCGAGCCUGCCUGCCCACCCCGCCGAGCAAUAUAUUCGGCGGCUUGGACGAGAGUCUGCUGGCCCGGGCAGAAGCUCUCGCCGCGGUGGAUAUCGUCUCGCAGAGCAAGAACCACCACCACCACCACCACCACCCGCCGCCGCACCACAGCCCCUUCAAGCCGGACGCCACCUACCACACCAUGAACACGCUGCCGUGCACCUCCUCGUCGUCCUCCGCGUCCUCGGUGCCCAUAUCGCACCCCUCCGCCCUGGGCGGCCACGGCCACGGCCACGGCCACGGGCACGGGCACCAUCACCACCACCACCACCACCACCACCACCAGCCGCACCAGGGGCUGGAGGGCGACCUGCUGGAGCACAUCACCCCGGGCCUGGCGCUGGGCGCCAUGGCCGGGCCGGACGGCUCGGUGGUGUCCACCCCGGCGCACAUGGCGGGCAUGAACCACAUGCACCAGGCGGCCCUCAACAUGGCGCACGCCCACGGCCUGUCCACGCACAUCGGCAUGAGCGACGUGGACGCCGACCCGCGGGACUUGGAGGCCUUCGCCGAGCGCUUCAAGCAGCGGCGCAUCAAGCUGGGGGUGACCCAGGCGGACGUGGGCUCGGCGCUGGCCAGCCUGAAGAUCCCCGGCGUGGGCUCGCUCAGCCAGAGCACCAUCUGCCGCUUCGAGUCGCUCACGCUGUCCCACAACAACAUGAUCGCCCUCAAGCCCAUCCUGCAGGCGUGGCUGGAGGAGGCCGAGAAGUCCCACCGGGAGAAGCUCAACAAGCCGGAGCUCUUCAACGGCGCGGAGAAGAAGCGCAAGCGCACCUCCAUCGCCGCGCCGGAGAAGCGCUCGCUGGAGGCCUACUUCGCCAUCCAGCCGCGGCCCUCCUCGGAGAAGAUCGCCGCCAUCGCCGAGAAGCUGGACCUGAAAAAGAACGUGGUGCGGGUCUGGUUUUGCAACCAGCGGCAGAAACAGAAACGCAUGAAGUACUCGGCGUGCGUUUGAAAUGCACCCACGGACUCCGGGACGCUUUGUAGCAUAUAUUUUCCUUUUUAAUAUUUCAACUAAAAAAAACAACAAAAAAAAUGCAGGAAAAAAAAAAAACACCCUUUUUUUUUUUCUCCCUAUUCGCCAUCAUCCGUGACUUUGUGAAUAAGAAGAGGGGGAAAACAAAAACAAAAAAGGGAGCCGUUGGAGUCUAACCUGCCAGCAAGUAAGGACCGAACGCUUUCCGACACUUGUUUAAAAAAAAAAAAAAAAAAAGACUUCAAAAUUGUAUUUUUUUGUUUUUUUUUCCCCCCCAGCCAUGAUUAAUAAUUUCACAGGAGUUAAAAUAGAGCAGAAAAUAGCAACUGAGAGCACUUGGUUUAUUUAUGAGGGGACGUUCCAUUCAUGCUUAAUGUGAGAGAUGGAAUAAUAACAAUUAUUAUUAUGAUGAUAAAUGACUGCCAAAAUAUCUCUCUGUAAAAACGCCUCAUUUUACACGCUCCAUUGUGUGUCCAAACGUGCAAUUUUUUGUUGGCGGGGUGGGUGUUUAAAAAGAAAGAAAAAAAAAAUGUCAUUUUUGUAUUUAUUUCGUUGAAAUGUUCUUAUUGCAAUACGUUUACAAUCCAGCGUGGGCCCGCAGCAUCUUAUGAACUAUUUAUUGAGUGAGGUCAUGUUUACUUCAUUACAUAUUUAUUGGGAUUCCCCCUCACCCCUCCUCCCCUGAUUUUUUUUUUUUUUUUUGUGUUUUGCCUGAGAAAAAAAAAAAAAAUCUAAUUGUGAAUCGUAAAAAUUCACACGGUUUUUUUUUUCUCUCUAAAGAUGUUACAAUCUACUCUGACGCUAUCUAUUUGUAUAAAUAUUGAGGAAAAAAAAGGAGUCGUUGCUUGUUCCAAUCACCUUGUUUAAUUAAGUCAUGUUAUUAUUGCGAUUUAUUUUCUAAUAUUCGUUAGAAAGCGAACAAUGUAAAUACGUCAUCGAUGCACAUAAAUAUAUUCGUACAGGUUUUUGCUGUAUUGCUGUUUUAGCUGAGGUCUUUCUGUAACGUACGUUGCUUCUCUUUUCUUUUUCCUUGAUUUUUUCCCCCCCAAAAAAUAUAUUGGUUACGUUUUUCAGAACGUUUAUCACACGCCAUGUUUUUUGCUUCUUUUUUUUUUUUUAUUUUUUAUAAAAAAACAAUAUUAUUUAUUUAAACAAUUGAACUGCAAUGUGUUUCAUUAAAGAACAAACUUUACCAUUUAAUUUAUUAUGUUUUUUUCAUUUGUUGUUAUAUUUGGGAAGCCCAGACAUGCUAAUGUGCUGUUAUUUUAUUUAUUCAUCUGUUUAUUUAUUAAUGGAAGAGGAGGGAAAACGCUUUAGCUGUGGGAUGCACAGCUUUAACAAGAAAAAAAAGGAGGAAUAACCUUAUUUGGGCUUCCUAUAUCACUCCUACUAUUAGCAUACAAUAAUAUUAAUAUGCAAUCCAACGCAUGAGAUUUUUCUCCUUAUUUGGGUAUUUCCGGCCUCUUUCUAUUCUGCAUCAGCACCACCAGGUGAUUUAGGGCUGUCAGCUUAUUGCAGCUUACCUGAGAGCAAAUGCUAAUAUUCUAUUAGAGCCUUAAUCAGGGGCUCUACGGAGGCCCGGAUGGCUCCCUGGAGCGGGGACUUGCCAGAUGUCAGCCCGCCAGAAAAACAGCUCGCCUGCCAAGGCGUAUACCCCCACCUAUACUCGCAUCACUACACCCUGCAACACCACCUUUACCCUUUUAAAUACACACUUUGAAGAGGAAGGGGUAAGAGAAAAUGGCGGUUAUUAACAUUGUCAUAUUGGAAGCAAACAACUCGACUAAAAUACAUCAGAAUCAGAAUUGGUUUGGAUACAAAGUGUGCAUAAAAACACAGAAGGCCUACUUAAGGGUGGGUAAAAUAUUACACAAUUGGCCAUUUAGGCAAAAAUAAAUAAAUAAGUAAAGACAUAUUUUGAGUUCGCUAGGGAACUGCAGUUGGGUGCCUAAAAUGCGGCCCGGGGGCCAUUUAUUUAAUUUUUUUCAUGAAUAAAUUAUAUUAAACAACUACAAAAAAGAUGCAAAAAUGUGAGAAAUAGGCAAAAAAUAAAAAUAAAAAAUAAAAAAAUGAGAAAAAGCUGAAAUAUUCAAACGAGUAAAAACACAAAUAUCGUAUUAUCCGUAAAAAUAAUAAGAAAAAGGUAAAAAAAAAUAUAUAUAUAUAAAGACAUAUUUUGAGUUCGCUAGGGAACUGCAGUUGGGUGCCUAAAAUGCGGCCCGGGGGCCAUUUAUUUUAUUUUUUUCAUGAAUAAAUUAUAUUAAACAACUACAAAAAAGAUGCAAAAAUGUGAGAAAUAGGCAAAAAA